This is a messenger RNA of Solea senegalensis (Senegalese sole), 3423 nucleotides long. It is a transcript of the gene cdk14, whose product is annotated as cyclin-dependent kinase 14. Bases 834 to 2246 code for a protein of 470 amino acids. Gene Ontology annotation, molecular function: ATP binding; cyclin binding; cyclin-dependent protein serine/threonine kinase activity. The transcript is spliced from 15 exons. Lineage: Eukaryota; Metazoa; Chordata; Actinopteri; Pleuronectiformes; Soleidae. Gene Ontology annotation, biological process: protein phosphorylation. The record is from RefSeq and is a predicted model, not a curated record. Gene Ontology annotation, cellular component: cytosol; cytoplasm; nucleus.
ACUCCAUGUUCCCUAUUUACUGAGUAAAAUAUGGCACAUCUGUACUGACACAUGGGUAAUGCACAUGUAAUGAAGUGAAUGCACUUGAGAUAUAGAUAUCUAUAUGUAGAUGUACACAUUAUACUGUAUAUGGUGCUUGGAUGAGGAGGAAUGCUGAUGGAGCUCGUGCUUGGGGAAUACCUCAAUAUCAGGCAGGAGCGCAGACAAGAGGAGAGGAAGAACAAAAAAAAGAAAAGAAAGAUUCCUCCUCCUGCAACAAACUCCAGAGGCGUCGCUGACUCUUUGACGGUCAGUCUGAGGAGCGAAUAGGAACGAACAUCUUCUCAAGAUUCCUCCAAUCCGCAUCCUGGGCGGAGUCUGGGGGCUCGAAACCAGAGAGAGAAAUCCCAAAAAUGACAUCUAGGUUGCGGUGGAGCAGGGGUCGACUGAGACUCUGAGGAAGGAAAGAAAGAAAGAAAGAAGUGAAAGCUGGGUUUCAUCUGUUGGACCCGAAGCCACCCAAAGACGCACCAAGACAGGCAGGCGCGGGGGCAUUACGCACGGUUUCCAUUUGGAUGCUUCUGCUCGAGCGCGUACUUUUAUUGUCUCCUUUGGAAAUGUAGUUGCAUUCUUGAGAAAAUCUCAAGAGGACAGUUGCUGUUGGUAGUUGAUGAGAGGAGUGAGUGAGAGCCGUUGAGCCUCCCGUUUCCUGUGUUUGCCAGCAGCGCUGCAGCUGGGCUCGAGAAGCCCCGCUGCGCUCACUGAAAACCCCGGCGGUCCUCCUUCUCCGCGUCAGACCUCAUCCAGCAGCCCACUGCAAAAGUCCAGCUUCGGUGGGGAAAGGAAAAGAAGAAAUGUGCGACCUGAUGCCAGCCUCUCAGCCCGCGGAGAAAAUCGGGAAAAUGAAGAAGUUGAGGAGAACUUUGUCCGAGAGUUUCAGGAGCAUUGCGUUCAAGAAAGAGGACAGUGGCUUUGAUGAGAUAUGUGUCACAAAGAUGUCCACACGCAGCUGCCAGGGAUCGGACUCGGUCAUCAAGCCCCUGGACACCAUCCCUGAGGACAAGAAAGUGAGAGUUCAGCGCACGCAGAGCGGCUUCGACCCGUUCGAGAAGCCUGCCAGUCAGGUGAAGAGGGUCCACUCUGAGAACAAUGCCUGCAUCAACGCCAAGACUUCGUCUGCUGGCAAGGAGUCCCCCAAACUCCGCCGACACUCCAGCCCCAGUUCUCCCACAAGUCCCAAGUUCGGAAAGGCAGACUCGUACGAGAAGCUGGAGAAACUGGGAGAGGGUUCGUACGCUACGGUGUACAAGGGGAAGAGCAAGGUGAAUGGGAAGCUGGUGGCUCUCAAGGUGAUUCGCCUCCAAGAGGAGGAAGGAACGCCCUUCACGGCCAUAAGAGAAGCUUCUCUUCUGAAAGGCCUGAAGCAUGCAAACAUCGUGCUCCUCCAUGACAUCAUCCACACCAAGGAGACCCUGACUCUGGUCUUUGAAUAUGUGCACACAGACCUGUGUCAGUACAUGGACAAACACCCCGGCGGUCUCCAUCCAGACAAUGUGAAGCUGUUCCUGUUCCAGUUGCUCCGAGGCCUCUCCUACAUUCACCAGAGGUACAUCCUUCACCGCGACCUGAAACCACAAAACCUGCUCAUCAGCGACACCGGAGAGCUCAAACUUGCUGAUUUUGGUCUUGCCAGGGCCAAGUCAGUCCCCAGCCAUACCUACUCCAAUGAGGUGGUGACCCUGUGGUACCGACCCCCUGACGUCCUCCUGGGAUCCACGGACUACUCCACCUGUUUGGACAUGUGGGGAGUGGGCUGCAUUUUCAUUGAGAUGAUCCAAGGAGUGGCUGCCUUUCCGGGGAUGAAGGACAUCCAGGACCAGCUGGAGAGGAUAUUCUUGGUCCUUGGAACACCGUCUGAAGACACCUGGCCCAGUGUUAACUCCUUGCCUCACUUCAAACCAGAACGCUUUACAGUGUACAGCGCUAAGAAGCUCAGGCAAGCGUGGAAUAAGUUGGGUUACGUGGACCACGCUGAAGAGCUGGCCUCCAGAUUCCUCCAGUGCUUCCCAAAGAAUCGCCUGUCAGCCCAGGCAGCGCUGAACCACGAGUACUUCAGCAACCUUCCUCCGCGGCUCUGGGAGCUGCAGGACAUGUCUUCUAUCUUCACCGUACCAAAUGUCAAGCUGCAGACAGAGAGCGGGGACAGCAUACAGGUGUGCGCGCGAAGGAACAGUCACGGAAAAGGUUCCUCUGGCAGCAAACACUGACCUGAGGCAGAAUCCUCCUGCACAUGGCUGCCUGACAGGUUGCUGGUUCAAAAAAAUAAUAAAUAACGUGAAGACAAAGAUGCUGAGAUUGAGGAUCCAAAUGAAUGAAAGGGCCCCGGUUCUCUUUAUUUAUUACCUUCACAAGACGCGUGAGUGUGUAUGUGAGUGCUUGGGUGUGGGCGUGCGUGCAUGCGUGUGUGUGCGUGCGUGUGAACAGUACACAAGACUCAAGUCUAUCAUUUGCAAAGUUCUGUUUACUUUUUAUAAGGUUCCAAUAACUCAUUAUACCGUAUAUCUGUGUCACAGUAUAAACAAAAGUUCUUUACAUAUUGUGUUUUGUGUUUGUAACUAGCCUCCUAUUUAAGAAUGUAUAUUUGUACGUAUGAUAUACUCAUUUUAGAAAAUGUUCAGCAGACCAUUUUAAUAUUGUUUCAUCCUCUCACCUCUUCAUAUCCACCGCUAGAGACAUGCAUGUGAUUUAAAAAAACAUAUCCUAUAAAACCAAAACCACGCAUCAAUUUAAUCCGAAAAAAGUUGUUUUCUUCAUUUCUGUCUAGUUAAGUCAAGCUCUAAUGUUUGUAACUGCAUACAAUCAUAAUAAUAAUGAUAAUAAUAAUAAUAAUAAUAAUGGAGAGCUCUCAGGUGGUGGAACACAUUCUCUGGUAGCCAUAUUGAAGGUCAACGGUACUGGUGUUACUUUAAAUGUACAAAUACGUAGUUAAAACAUGGUUAUAGUUGAGUUUAGGACGACUGGUAAUCCAUGUUUUACGUCAUAAUAAUAAUCAGUGUCCUCAUUUUACCAGCUUUCCGUUUGACCCUUUUUUACAGCCUUAUUUUUGUAGUUUUGAACGUUUUUCCACUCACAAAAAAGACAUUGUUGCGAAUGAGGGACUCCACUAAAACAGGGUGGAACGUAGAUUUCUUUUUUGUGCUCGACUUGGUACAACGAAGCUGCUCAUACUUCUUUAAACGAUGUUUGUGUGACUGAUUGUGCUUGUAGGUACUUUUUUUUUUUCACUUUUUUGCCAAAACAAAUUUCUAGAUUCAACCUUGCUGUCAUUCUCCCCUAGUGGCCAAUUGUAGGUAUUGUAGACGGAAAACAUAAACUGACCCACACGAUUGACAAAUACCUUUAAAAUGUUACCGUAAUCUUUUAGAAUUAAAGGCUGGAACUGCG